Clunio marinus is the source of this 4352-nucleotide messenger RNA. NCBI's taxonomy places the organism in Eukaryota, Metazoa, Arthropoda, Insecta, Diptera, Chironomidae. The record is from the annotation of a GenBank genome assembly.
AUUUGAGUUUGCGCGAAAUAGAAAAAUAAUUUUGCAGCUAUUUUAAUACAUAAUUUAAAGUUUAUCUUUAUCUCGUAUAGUAAUCGGUCAUAGUAUAGCUUAAAUUGAUAGGAAAUGUCGCGAUUUAGUGAUUGCCAUAUAAUUUAAUUGUGAUGGAAGGUAAUGAAAGGGAGGAAACGGAAAAACAUGAAAAAGGAAAGAUUGAAAAAGAAAAUUCUUUGUUAAGUUACUCGACAACUUCACCAGAAAGCUGUGGUGAUGAAAAUGUGAUAAAUGAAAAAAAUGAUUCCGGAUCUUUGGAUCGAAAUGAAGAGCAACAACAACAACAAAGAGAAACAAAUUCUAGUCAUAGUGGCGACUCGUGCAAUGGAGCGGGAUCUUGUUCGGGUGUCAGACGAAAAGCCAUUUCAGUAGUUAAUCAGGAGAAAGAGCCUCGUAAUGGAACGAAAAAGAAAGUGCGAAAGUCGCCAAUCCAAGAAUUUCAGCUAUGGAAUCUCAUGAAUUGUCAAACGGAGGAAACAGAUCUCGGAGGCAUCACUGCCAUAGUUAAUUAUCAUCGGCCUUUAGAACGUUCAUUUCCACAAACAAGUAAGUCUCUUAAAGCGUCUCAAUCAGAACCCGACGACUUUGGAUUUGAUAUUAUCGACAUUGACGAGUUGCGAGUUCCAAUUGAAUCAUCUCAAACUGAUAAAAAGCCUUCAAUUGAACAACUUAUUGAGAACAUUCAACAGCCACCAUUGGCGACACCGGAAACUGAUGGAAGCUUAUCGGAAAAUACUCCAUCAAAACUUUUAUUGAAACGACAAUUGGCGAACUCUAAAGAUAGUUUAGCAGAAGGGACGCCAAAAUCAUCGAAAAUUCUUGGUGCUAUAAACGAAAGUGCUUUCAUCGACAAAGAAGAGUUUAAUUUUGUCGAUGAUCUUGCCGCUUCCACUAAUCACUUGAUGCCACAAAAUUAUUUAUUUAAUAGUAGUAGUAACAGCGGUGACCUCGCUGCUGGACCCAAAUUCAUCACUGAUCAUUUAAUUCCUUUAAUUAAACCUCAUCGACCAUUGGCAAGAACACUUUCAAAUGGAAAGUCAAGAUUUCAGCAACGAAAUGAAAUGUUUGGCAAUUAUGGAGAAAUGUCGCUCGAUGCGAAUUUAAAUUUGAGAAGAAGUCCAACAUCUGGUGCAUCAACACGUUCAACUUCACCAUUGGAAUGUGUCUCAUCACCAGAUAGAAGUUCGCCAGUCACUCACCAUCAAAUUCGAGGAAGAACUUUAGCUCGUUGUCCACCAACGCCCACGCAUCAUCGUCGAAUCAGAUCUUUGUCAGAUGGCUUUAGUGCUGGCAGUUUUGAUCGAUCGAAGACUCUCGCUCCGACAGAAAUAUCGCCAAAUGUUGCAGUGCCUGAAAUACGACACGCUGACAUUGUCAGUUUAUCAAAUCGUCAAGAGCCGAUGCGAACGACUGAGUUGAGAAAUGAAGAAAGCGAAGUUGAUUCACCAAUUCGUCACAUUUCAAGUACAAGAUUGCCGUCAAUUCCAGAACGUGCGCUUGUAUCACGAGGUGUUGUGACAGAAGAUGAGCCACCAUUGCCGACAGCAUGGGAAGCUCGAAUGGACAGCCAUGGAAGAAUCUUUUACAUCGAUCAUGCAUCACGAACAACAAGCUGGCAACGCCCAACAAAUGCAGGAAUUCUUCCUGGACCUGAUCAACAUCGUCAACAACUUGAUCGUCGUUAUCAAUCGAUUAGAAGAACAAUUUACAGUCGAAAUCGAAGUCCGACAGCUUCAGCUGCUUACACAAGACAAAUGCAAAACAACGAACAAUAUGAAAGCGUCAUCAACGAAUCUCAUCCAGCUUUGAUGAUGAUUUGUCGACCUGAUUUUUAUUCUCUUUUACAUACGAAUCAAGAAGCUAUCGACAUUUAUAACAGCGUGUCGGCACUCAAACACAUGACAAAUCGUAUUCGACGUGAUCCGUCUUUAUUCCAACGAUAUCAACAUAAUCGCGAUUUAGUCGCUUUAAUUAAUUGCUUUGCUGUUAUUAACAUGGAUUUGCCAUCGCAAUGGGAAACGAAAUUGGAUUCAUCUGGUAAACAAUUCUUCAUUGAUCAUGUUCAUCGAAAGACUUCAUUUAUGGAUCCACGUUUGCCGAUUGAUUGUCCGAGAAGUCGAAGAAGAGUUGACGAGCAUCCAAUUCCACCUCCGAGACCAGCAGGUUUACCACGACUACAUAUUGGAUCACCAGAAGUUCCUGUCGCUUACAAUGAGAAGGUUGUUGCGUUUCUUCGACAACCGAACAUUUUAGAAAUUCUUCGUGAACGUCAUGGAACGAAUUGUUCAAGGAGUUUAAGAGAAAAAAUUAAUUCGAUAAGAGUUGAAGGGACAACUGCUUUAGAGCGACUUGGACAUGAUUUGCAAUUAACAAUAUUGCUAAGUCUUUUUGAAAACGAAAUCAUGAGUUAUGUGCCAGUGGAAGCACGUAACAGCAAUAGUCCAACGCUAGGAUCACCAAAUCUUAAUAAUUCACGUUCAACACAGCGUGCACAACCGCCAAUCAGAAGAGAUUUUGAAGCGAAGCUUAGAACUUUCUAUCGUAAAUUAGAGUCAAAAGGAUACGGUCAAGGUCCGCACAAGUUAAAAUUGCACAUAAGACGUUCACAUUUGCUAGAAGAUGCUUACAAUAGAAUAAUGUCAGCGAAUAAAAAAGACUUGCAACGGGGACGCUUGGCAGUGCUUUGGGACACUGAAGAAGGUCUUGAUUAUGGUGGACCGUCACGUGAAUUCUUCUUUCUUUUAUCACGUCAAGUAUUCUCACCGUAUUAUGCUCUGUUUGAAUAUUCUGCCGUCAACUCGUAUUCAGUGCAGAUAUCACCACUCUCAGCUUUUGUAGACAAUUGUCACGAUUGGUUUAGAUUUUGUGGUCGCGUUUUAGGACUUGCUUUGGUCCAUCAAUAUUUACUUGAUGCCUUCUUUACGAGACCAUUUUAUAAAGCUUUACUUAGACUUCCUUUGGCAUUAAGCGACAUAGAAGCACUAGACAAUGAAUUCCAUCAAUCACUCCAGUGGAUACGUGAUAACGAUAUUGGCACUGGAAACUCCCUUGGUCUUACUUUCUGCGUGACAGAAGAACUUUUAGGUCGCAUUGUUGAGAAGGAGCUAAAGUCGGGAGGUAAAAAUAUCACCGUAAAUGAGAAAAACAAGAAAGAAUAUUUGGAGAGAAUAAUUAAAUGGAGACUGGAACGAGGCGUACAAGAACAAACGGAAUCUCUUGUUAGAGGAUUUUAUGAGGUCGUUGAUCCGAGAUUAGUUUCUGUUUUUGACGCUCGUGAAUUAGAGCUUGUGAUUGCUGGAACCGCUGAAAUUGACAUCAAUGAUUGGAGGCAAAAUACGGAAUAUCGUGGCGGUUAUCACGACUCACAUCAAGUCAUUAUUUGGUUCUGGCAUGUAAUCGAAAGAUUUUCUAAUGAACAACGACUGAGAUUACUUCAAUUUGUGACCGGAACAAGCUCAAUUCCCAUCGAUGGAUUUGCGAAUCUACGAGGCAGUACAGGUCCAAGAAGGUUUUGUAUUGAGAAAUGGGGAAAGCCAAAUAGUUUGCCACGUGCUCAUACUUGUUUUAAUAGAUUGGAUUUACCAAAUUAUCCAACACCUGACGUGCUUUUCGAGAAACUUCUACUGGCAGUUGAAGAGACUUCAGGAUUUUUAAUUGAAUAAAUUUUUUGGACGGCAAACGAACGUGACUUUACAUUUCAUGCGAAACUGAUGGCUGACAUAAGAGGAAAGAGAAAUAAUUAUGAAACUGCACGUCUCUCUUUCUCACUCACUUGAUUUUUAAUUUUUUAUUGUAUUGUUUAUGUGAUUUUUAUGACUUUUCAUAGAGCAUACAUACAAAGUGACUGUUAGAAUAUUUUUCUUAAUUAAUUUUCAUUCCAUAGAAGCGUAAAUGAAAUGAAGUUUUAAGAUAAAUAUUUAAAAAGUAACAAAAAGCUUUUUUUUGCAUUUCAUUCGAUAAUUGAGUUUUCCUUCUUAAUUCUCGUCUCGAUUUAAUUUAGACACGCCGAAUUGAACCUCGUACAAGUGAAACUAUUAGAAUAUGUUUUUAAGUUUAGGAACAUAGAUUAUGAACACAAACCAGCACACACAAAACAGCCGUACAAUAAGAAAUGAAAUUUAAAAUAAACUUAAUUACGCCACAAAUGAUUGUAGUUUUGCCUUCCUGUUGGCUUUCCAUUUCAAUUACGCUUUCAGCAAUAGGCCAGUUCUUUAUAUUCAUUGUAGAUUUAUGAAAAACUAAACAAUUGUUAACAUUAAAUAAAAUGAUGGAAACAUUAAUUACAACUAAUAAAGAUUUAAGAAACAGAA